Molecule: messenger RNA, 2235 nt
Organism: Penicillium soppii
Lineage: Eukaryota; Fungi; Ascomycota; Eurotiomycetes; Eurotiales; Aspergillaceae
Exons: 2
Coding region: 1-2235 (744 amino acids)
Source: RefSeq, a predicted model, not a curated record
AUGUCUUUCGGCAGACAUGCCUACAGGCAUGCUGUUAAACCGCCUACUGGCCCGACCCUCGAUCAUUUAUGGAUCAGUGACGACCUACUCGCAGCAACCUUCCGCCGCUUUGCCAACGGCCAACGGCGCCAUGGGAGCUGCGUUCCUGGACCAUUGGAAGCACGGCGGCGUCUUGCAAAACGAAGGAACACAGCACUAGCCAGCAUUGGUGGAGGACCCGUUGAAGAUAUCGCGUGUCUCUUCGGCCGCAAUGGGAAGGAACACAUGAAAUGGACCGACCACUCGUGGCAGAGAGUGCCAUUUGAAAAUCAGAUUCUAGCCGAUUAUCCCUUAGGGUCUCCCGCAGCUCCGAUCUCUUUCUCGGAUCAGAAUCCGGUACCUCAUAACGUUUUCCAAAUUCCCUCGUCGGAUUUCACUAGAAUUGAUCCGCAAGCACACGAAAACAAUCUGGAAGAAUUUUUGAAUAGAAACAAUUGGGAAAUUGAAGAUGCCAGGGAAUUUACUCGACACAUGAGAAUUGAUCUGCACCGGGAGCCACGAUAUAGCCGACAGAUAUUUGAGCGGUUACUUGCCCGCUCGGACCAGAACAUUGCGGAUGCUAUCGCAUUUCUAGAUGAUCCAUUCUUGAAUACUCGGGGCUCGGGAAAUUAUGUUGCAGCCAUUGAAUUCUUUGUUCGCACCAAAGCAAAACGCGCCAAACGAACUGCUGUCCUAGAUGCGGUGAAUCGUGCCUUGGAAUUGGGCUUGAUUCCCACUGAUGAUAUUUGUUUGAUCAUUAGUACUUUGCCCAAUGUCAUUGUCGAACGAAAAAGGUCUCUGAGAUCGUGGGACCAGAAUGCACUUUUGAAGCACUACCGGGCGAUGUGGAGAGCCAUUGGGCGCUGUAACAUUCUGGGAUACCGCGAUCUGGAUAAAGCAAUCGUGGACACCUGGCUCGGAGAGCUUCUGGGUAUCCACAGCUUUCGCUUUGCGGAGGAAAUCAUUAUCGAAACUCACGAUGCAAACAGUCGAAGCCAGUGGCCCUCUGUCUUGGUUCAAACAUGGCUGAAAGCUAAGGAGGCUGAUUUGGAGACAAAGAUGCCCUUUCCAAACAAGAUUUUCAGUCAGCUUGAUGUGGACUCUGCCGCGGACUGUGUUAUUCGCGUGACGGAGUCGUUAUCGUCAUCUUCAAUUGACAGAGACACUAGAAGCCAGUUGCUUCGACGAUGGCGGGAUUGCCUCUCAAAUGCUGAAGUCAUCUCGACCGUCGCAGAUUCACAGGCCUGGUUUGAUUUCCCUCUUCCACAAGUUGGAACUCAGAAGAACACCCCUCUGAACCACUCAACCCAAAGCCAGAUCAUCUUGAGACUAUGGCUUUUACGAACCCUUUGCCGGACCACUGGGUACAUGUAUAACAAGAGCCCCAAAGCAACAGACCGCCCAAUCCGCUCAUUGCUCAAUCUCUAUGAUCUCUUGAUACAGGGUACCGAUGGACACUUCUUCCCAGAUCUGCUACGGGAAAUCCGUGGUCUCGAUCUUCCAUACAACAGGCUUCUCAUACUAGCCCUUGACAAAAUGGGCAAAGGCUCCAUCACCAAAAGCACCCGUCAAACCCUUGAACACCUGGAAACUUCUCAACUUUCCCUUACAGAUGUGUGGAAAACACCAUCCAUCUACAAGGGAAUCCAAAAUCUUUUCCACGCUACAUUCGACCAGAUGUUCCAUUGCAUGGAUCUCACCAGCCCAGACACAGUUAAUGAACUUCUACACAUCGCUCGAUCAGGAGACUCAAAAAGUACGCGGUCUAUUUUGAGACUGCUCAACAACAAUACCCCUUUCAAAAUUUGCCUGCACAAAGCCUAUCAGGACAUCCCACACCCUGAUGAGAAGAUUCUUGUGCGAUACCACCCUGGUCCGCGCAACAGCAAAUGCCCCGAUCCCCAUGCUGCUGUCGGCCUCAUUAACCAGCUGGCGGUUGCAAUUUCCUGCUGCAGGAAUUUGACACCAUGCCAGUCCUUUCACAUGAUCCACUGGCUCUACGGAUAUCUGCGUAGACACGGCGGGCCUGUCGAUCCGGACUUCGUACGAGCUAUGUAUCAUGCUGGUAUUGUACGGAGACGCCGUGAAGGUCUUAGCAUCUCGACCACUCAAUACGAGUACAUUCUUUGGAUAGUCGGAAAAUUUGAGGGCCUUGAAGUCGUUCAGCAACUGACGUCUGGUCCUGAAAUUGGCGAGUCGAGACUUGGUCAUCAGUGA